CUCCCCAACCUUAUCCGUAAAGACCUUUAAUCGUAUCCAUAUGCUUUCUGUCUUCUUCGACAGCCGGAAACUUUGCCGAUUCACCUUCCUCUGUGUCGCCAUCGACGAGAGCCGUCUCGCAUAGUCGCACUCUGGAGCCUGAGUAGCCGUUUCGCACACGCUCCUACGCUGUCUCGCACAGUCGCCAUCGCCGAGCGCCUGAGUAGCCGACUCCCUCAAUCGAAAUUGAAUCAGGCUUUCACCGCUUCAGCGCUGCACCCAAUCAGGCAAUCGCCGUCGUCCCUCAUCCUGACGACGACCAGUGGCAGCGAGCACGGAACAUCCUUCGCCUUUUCGUUCCAAUUUUCCUGUGGUUGUUCAGGACCGGCCUUGGAUGACGGAAGUGUCGUUGGGGACGAAGGAAGAUGAAGUCACAGAGUCGAGAAGAAGGCCAGAUCGAGAGAUAAGGCAUCACCUUAUCGCCGCCACAUGGUGAGUCGUCUGUCCCCUUGGCGACGCUGUAACAAUUUGAAGGGCUAAAGCUUUGAUUUAUGAUGACGACACAGAAUGUACCCCACCAAAUACUGCAAUCUCCGGCUAGGCUCGGCCUCCCAACUGCAAACUCACCUUCUAUUCAAAACCCUGCCUCUCCCAAUCCAUCCUCCGCCCAAGCCUCUCAAUCUCGCCCUCGCCAACACCCAAACCACACCUCGACCGCACUCAUUUCCCUCCUUCCCCCUCUCCCCAGAGCCCAGUCUCUCCUCACCCAAAUGGCCUCCCUUGCUUCCAGACUCUUUGAAGUCUCUCCCAAUCGCUCCCAAUGGGUUAGUUCCUUCCGCGGCUCUCUCCCUUCCUUCUUACCUUCUCAAACCCCACUGCUCGAGCCCUCCCCUUCUACCACCAAAGAAACCCUCUCCCUCUUCACUUCCCUUCAGUCGCAACUGUUUGAAGCCGUUGCAGAGCUUCAAGAAAUUCUUGACCUUCAAGAUGCAAAGCAGAGGAUCUCACAGGAUAUCCAGUCUAAAGAUUCUUCAGUUCUUGCUUUUGCCCGCAAGCUUCAAGAAGCGGUCCGUGUCCUUGACAUGCUAGUGGAUGACUACUCCGAUUAUCGCCGCCCGAAACGGGCAAAAUUGUCCGAUGAUGAGGACUCUUCGUUGACAACCGUGAACACCCAGAUCAAACUGUCGGAUAUAUUGUCGUAUGCUCAUAGGAUCAGCUACACUACGUUUGCUCCACCCGAGUUUGGCGCCGGACCAGGCCCACUCCGUGGAGCCCUCCCGCCGGCCCCACAGGAGGAGCACAUGCGUGCUUCUCAGUUGUAUAACUUUGCUGAUCACGACGUUGGUUUGCCCAAAACGGACGAGGUUAAGGAGAAGAUUGUCGACCCGCUCAUUGACCCAGCAAUGGAACUACCCGACCUCACAAAUAUUGUGGUGCCCGUUGGGUGGCAACCCGGAAUGCCCGUGGAACUGCCCAUCGAUAUACCCCUCCCUCCACCCGGGUGGAAACAAGGAGAUCCAGUCCCCCUGCCUCCACUAUCUGUCACUCAGAAGGUGGAGCAGCUGCUGGUGCCGCCCCCGCCGCCAGUUGUGCCUCUGCAAGGGCCGCCCAAGAUGCCGGAGGUCAUACAAGUGCGGCAUGUGCAGCUUGAUCUUGACGAUGACAGUAGUGACUACAGCAGUGAUGAUGAAGCCAGCUCUGAUAGCGAAGAUUGAUUUUUUUUAAAAAAAAAAUUGUAGAAGAAAAACGAAGCAUAUCUAUCUGCCUCCUCCCCUGCACCAUGGCUGUGGCGGCGGUGGCGGCGGUGGUGGUGAAGGGACAAAGAUGAGUUAAAUUGCCGAUUAUGCCCCUACGGGUGCGAGGGAAUUCGUCGUCUUAGAGGUUUUAUUCAAAAUGUAGUGAAGUGUUAUUCAUGUGUUGUGCCAAAGUCGAAUCUAUCAAUGCAGUAAUAUUAUACAGCAGUAACACAAGCCUCGGUCUCUUUAUUUUGUGGACUUUUUUUUGGGUGAAACGUUAGAAACUUUGAUCUAAUUUUACUACUGGGCAAAUAGGAGGAUUUUAUUUCAUUUGUUGCACACCAGUUUCAAGUACAAUGAUCUCUUAAAUAGAGAUUAAUUAGGGAGAUACAAAUAAUACAAUGAUUAAGCCCUAAGCUUCUAGGUAGUUUCCUCCCAAUUUCCUGUUAGCUUCCACCUAGCUUCCUGGCUUCACACUCAACACUUAUCAAUUCAAAAGGUUUUGGCCUAGAGUCUUUGGGUUCUGUAAAUGUUGUUUGAUGGACAUUUGCUUGGGGUGUGAUGAUAAAUCUUUGCCUUCGGUUCAAAAAAUAAUUGUUAUGCAAUCCAUAUAGGAUCUCCAUUCCAAAAUUUUGCAGAAGAGUUGUGAAUAUUUUUUUAUUAUUUGUUUUUACAUCUAAGAAGAUGAUAGGUUAUAUAGAUCAGAGAGGUUUUUACCCAAUUGUCUCAAACCAAGGGACAAAAGAAGAAGAAGAAAGAGUUGAUAACAAUCAUUUUUUGGAUGCAUGGAAAUGAAACAAACCAAAUCAAGCCAAAAUCUUGCAAAAAAAGAGUUAUUAUGAGCUCUCUGUACAGAAAAGUCUCCAAAAGGACUGAAUAUUUUUCAUUUGUUUUUACAUCUAAGAAGAAGAAAGAGAUUAUUGGGGUUUGAGAGAAUUGGGUAAAGAUCAAUAAAUACUCUUAAUAACAUGGAUGGAGCAUUAUGAGUCUUUCUUUGGGGGGGGGGGGGGGAAUGUCAAUUUUAACCUCAAUGAUGACAAGUUCAGAUCAUGGACACAAUCACUUACAGACAAUAUAUAUCAUUUAUUGAUAAUAGAUAGAAACCAGAGAUAGGAAAAGAUUAAAGAUCUAUCACAGUCUUCUUCUUCUUCUUCUUCAAUUCAUCUAUAUAUAUAUAUAUAUAUAUAUAUAUAUAUAUAUAUAUAUAUAUAUAUAUAUAUCAUUCCUUUUUAUUACCGGCGGCGGCGUCUUCUUUGUCAGGCUUAGUAGCUGCUGCUGCUUUUGGCUUCUUAUUCACACGAGGCUUCAGGAAGCAGAAACAAGAGCAACACGGACACUGGAACAAGA
Cuscuta campestris is the source of this 3062-nucleotide messenger RNA. The record is from the annotation of a GenBank genome assembly. NCBI's taxonomy places the organism in Eukaryota, Viridiplantae, Streptophyta, Magnoliopsida, Solanales, Convolvulaceae.